GGUGGGAUGUAAAUGAGGAUGCUGCUGAGUGACAGAGGUGUGGAUGUGGAGGAGCUGUCUGCAUGUGCUCGUGUUUACCAAGCAGCUGAGACAACGUUUGAACAAUGUCAGAUAAAACGGAGGUGAACCUGAGUGGAGUCAAACAAAGUAAAGGAGUGUGGCUCGUCAAGGUUCCCAAGUAUUUAUCUCAACAGUGGGACAAGGCCACAGAUGUUGGAAAGAUUACCAUUGGAAAGAAACAAGGAAAAACAGAGGUGCGUUUCAGCCUGAGCGCGGAGCUGAGCGCCCUGCAGAGUGCUGUGGGGGAGAAAGAUGGAUCGCUGCAGGUCCCGAGGGAUCAUCCUUUCACCAUGCACACAGUGGGUGGACAGACCAUGGCUGUUUUCAGCCAGAGCAGCACAGAUGAAAUCAGUCUGGAGGGCAUGGUGGUGCACAGAGCUGAAUGCAGACCAGUCGUCAAUGACAACUACAUGAAGCUGAAGAAGUUACAGCUCAAAGAGUCCACCAAGCCCCAGCGUUUGUCACAGCAGCUGGAGAGAGCCAUCACCACGGUCUUCAAGCCUGUGGCCAACCACGAUUUCAAUUUGGAGUAUGAGAAGAAGAAGAAGUCGGAGGGGAAGAUGGUGAGAGCAGAGCGACAGGUCGUGUUGGACAUGCUCUUCUCCGCCUUCGAGAAGCACCAGUAUUACAACAUAAAGGACCUGGUGGACAUCACCAGACAACCUGUGACGUACCUGAAAGAGAUCAUGAGGGAAAUCGGGACAUACAACAGCAAGGGAGCUCACAAAAGCACCUGGGAGCUGAAGCCAGAGUACCGACACUACCAGUCGGCCGAGGAAGAGGAGGAGACGGAGGCCGCCUAGUUCCAGCAGGAACCUCAGGCUGAUCACCAGGGUUCAUCCAUGGUACGAGAAAAAUCAGACAGGGACUUCCAAACAUAAAUACUCUUCAUCAGACAUGAAGCUUGAAUGUGUGUUUUGAAGAUUAUAAAAACGCAGAUAUAAAAUGUAGAAGGCAAAAACAGUGAAAUGUCCCCUUUUCAUAAUCACAAGAUGAAUGUUUAGUAAUGUUUUGUAUGUUGUAUAAUUCUAUAGACGUUUUGUGUCAAACAGGCCGCUGUGGGGACUGUUUCGUAUUUAAUUUGUAUGUGGGAACAUUAAUGUGACUGAAAAUCUGUCCAUGCUGAACUUUUCUUUUGCUUUCAGAAUAAAUCUCACUGAACCUUCA
Molecule: messenger RNA, 1227 nt
Organism: Paralichthys olivaceus (Japanese flounder)
Lineage: Eukaryota; Metazoa; Chordata; Actinopteri; Pleuronectiformes; Paralichthyidae
Product: general transcription factor IIF subunit 2-like
Biological process (GO): transcription by RNA polymerase II; transcription initiation at RNA polymerase II promoter
Cellular component (GO): transcription factor TFIIF complex
Source: RefSeq, a predicted model, not a curated record